AAUGCAUUUGGUUUUCCUGAUGAAUUGGGGGUCGUUCAUGCUAGGGAACAUCGUCUCUGUUCGCUUUCACUCUUCGCUUGCCACCAAGAUGGAUGCAGCUGAACGCUAUAGGUACAAUCCUAAGCUCGAAUGGAAUCCUCGAGUGAAGGAGUAUUUUAUCAAAGCUUAUGGCGAGCAACACUUUCAGUGUAUAUGCGAUGCCCUUACGCGGCCUUCUGGUUACUCCUGUAUCCGUGUCAACAACCUUAAAUCCACGAGUGACGUCAUCAUUGAUAAGUUAAUGGAAUUAUAUGACAAAAAUUCUGCAAACUCAAAGAGUUCUUUUACUAAUUUUAUUGGGAAGUGCCAAAUUCCUAGCAUGGACUAUGUUGUCGUUGUACAAGGUUCAGGACCUCACAAGCUCGAAUAUGGUGAUGAACCUAAUAAGCCUUUAAAGGAGGUGAUUGUGAGCCGCAAAUGUGCUGAGGCUGUUCUCCGAGGAGCCCAAAUAUUUGUCCCUGGUGUCAUGGCGUGUAGUUCACAUGUUGAGAAGGGUGAUGUAGUUGCAGUCUCAGUUGCUGUGGAACAACCUGGUCCACAUAAUGGAUGGGGACUGGGCAUAACACGUGGAACUGUUUUGCAAGGAUCAAAAUCUGAUCCUCAAUAUUUUGAAAGAUGUGGCCUUUAUAUUGGCCAGGGCGUAGCAAUGAUGUCAAGAGCUGGUAUAUUUGGAGCUUCACAGGGUAUUGCCAUUGAAAUGAUAAAGAGAGUCUAUGAACUCCCAUCAUUCUAUGGCAUCUUGAAAGGGGAAAUUUUUCUUCAGAACUUGCCAAGCAUUAUUACUGCCCAUGUCCUUGAUCCUCAAGAAGGAGAACUUAUAUUGGAUAUGUGUGCCGCUCCCGGUGGUAAAACAACAGCAAUUGCAAUCUUGAUGAAGGAUAUGGGUGAAGUUGUGGCAUGCGAUAGAUCUCACAACAAGGUGGAGGAUGUAAAAAACUUGGCCCUUGAACUGGGCUUGACCUGUAUAAAAGCAUACAAACUUGAUGCUCUUAAGGCUGUUCUACGACCGACUGAUGUCCCUAUCAACUCUAGCAAUGAUACAUCGGAUAUGGACAUCAAAGGUCCACAAACCCCCGCAUUAUGUGAAACAGAACUUAAAUCUGACAUCGACAAACCCUGUAUUACUAACUCAAUUGAUGAGGAUACGGAUGUCAGUACAACAGCCAACAACAAAAGCUAUACUAGUAAAGCCAUUGCCAGGAAGCAAUUGAGAAAGAUGAGGAAUGGGCCAGGCAGAAACCAUUGCAUGGGUGCUAGGGUUGACAAAUCCGUGGGAUUUAGGCCCGGCACCUUUGAUCGUGUCCUUCUUGAUGCUCCUUGUUCUGCUUUGGGAUUGAGACCACGCCUUUUUGCUGGAGAAGAAACAUUGGAAUCAUUGAUAAACCAUGGAAAGUAUCAAAGAAGGAUGUUUGACCAAGCGGUGCAGCUCGUCCGUCCUGGUGGAGUUAUUGUGUAUUCAACAUGUACAAUGAAUCCAGGAGAGAACGAGGCCUUAGUUCGUUAUGCUCUGGAUACUUACACAUUCCUUUCUUUGGCACCUCAACAUCCUUAUGUUGGGGGCCCUGGCCUUGUGGGCGGUAGUCAAGUAUUUGAUGGGGAGUAUUUUGAAGAAUGGCUUAGACCGGGUGAGGAAGUAUUGGUUCAGAGAUUUGACCCCUCUGCUUCGCUGGAUACUAUUGGUUUCUUCAUCGCAAAAUUCAAUGUUGACCAGAAACAAAGCUAACCAGAUAUGAUUAGUGCUUUUUUUAUUAUUAAUAGAUGAUUAGCAUCCACUCAUGGGAUGUGAACCUUAGGCUCUCCAUUGUGGUGUAUUGUAUCUAUUGAUACACAGGUUCUGCAGCUUUUCUUUUUCUAGUUUUUGAGCAUAUAUUGAUAACUAUUUAAAAAAUGAUCUGUCUGAAUUCAGGUUGAAAUGUUUCUUCCCCAUUAUCUUUUGAAGUGUUGUACUAGAAAUAGUUACCCUUCUAUUAAGCUUCCAUAAAAAGGAUGAAAAGUUCUUCAAUUGA
This is a messenger RNA of Amborella trichopoda, 2045 nucleotides long. Its product is annotated as NOL1/NOP2/sun family protein. Lineage: Eukaryota; Viridiplantae; Streptophyta; Magnoliopsida; Amborellales; Amborellaceae. Gene Ontology annotation, molecular function: RNA methyltransferase activity; RNA binding. The record is from RefSeq and is a predicted model, not a curated record. Gene Ontology annotation, biological process: RNA methylation.